This is a messenger RNA of Anopheles funestus (African malaria mosquito), 5687 nucleotides long. RefSeq lists its product as uncharacterized. The record is from RefSeq and is a predicted model, not a curated record. Gene Ontology annotation, molecular function: zinc ion binding; metallocarboxypeptidase activity. Lineage: Eukaryota; Metazoa; Arthropoda; Insecta; Diptera; Culicidae. The transcript is spliced from 2 exons. The coding region runs from base 109 to 4032 and encodes 1307 amino acids. Gene Ontology annotation, biological process: proteolysis.
GGCUAGACGAUCAGUAGAGGUUCAUCCGUCGUUCCAUGAAGACCGUACAGUGUUGGUAAAGUGUCCUUUAGUUGACAAACAGUGUCCCUGUAGUGUUUGUGCAAAAAUAUGGCGCCACUAGCGGGCCCUGCGCUAGCAAGCUUUACGACUCUGCUAACGAUGAUGGUACUAAUGGUGCAUGAUGUGCACGCGGUCAGUGGUAUAUACGUGAACAAUCACAAAAUUGACAAGUUUGAAACGGAUCGCGUUAAACUGAUUCGUCCAUCGGACAGCCAAACCCAAGAAUCGACGAGCUAUGUUAAUAAAAAUGGUUUGCUUACUAAAGAUAAUUUUACCACCGUGCAGCAGUACUAUCAGUACCUGGUGGGUGAAGAUCCUGUCAACUAUAUCGAUCUACUGUGGGGCAAAAAUAAAACCCAACUACCGUCGAUCUUUCGUAUCGGUGCUGUAUCAUCUGCUAAUUAUCACUUUACGACUACCGCAUCACCAACCGCACUCAACUAUUCCGAUGAUCAAUCACCAAUCAAAAACACGCUCAACAACACGAAUCUUGCUUACUACGGGGAUUACCAACGUCCACAAUCAGCGCAAUCAAGUGUGGUAACUGCAUUACCUUUACGGCAACCGGUUUCCACUAUCCGGUCACCAACGAAUCCCACUAGAAAGCGAAGAAAGAAGAAGCCAGCUGAUGCUGUGGUACCGUCCAAGCAGCAGGUGUCACAUCCAGCAGGGCACGGUGUGAUCGGUGUACCGCCAUCGGAUUUAACCGCAGCCGAACUAACGCCCGAGACGCUGUCCUUGUUAAGUCGUUACUAUUCCUUUAGCUGCACGUUGACACCGAUACAACCGACACCGUCAGCUUAUCCAACACCAUCCACCGUCCCACCGUCAAUUAGUACAACGCGCAGAACGAAAACACGUUACCUUACGACUAAACCAACGGUCAAACCUGCUACAAAGCGUCCAAAACCCAGCACUGUUACCAGUGGCGUUAAACAAAAGAAACCCGUCGUGUAUGUGGAUCCUCCCGUGAUAAAGCGUAUCGGCGGUAUGCUGGAAUCGGUGUACACGUUUAUGGAGAACGCACUCACGAGCACCGAGUACGUGGAAGACUCCGCAGAGACACGUGCGGCGAAACAGCGUACCAACAUCCCAAACCAAACGACCCGAAACAUGGCGAACGGAUCGAAAAGUGCCAAAGUGAAGCGGAACACCUACACGAAAGCAUCUUUCGAAGAACUGGAAUACGUUGGCAGUACAUCCGGUGAGCUAGAUAGUGCGUCCCGUGCAACACUCGCGGAUACUGAACAAACAUGGCUGCCGGUGGCGAGUGAUGGUACGUCUAAGAUUACGAAACAGUUUACCCCCAAGCUGGUCACAAUUUCUGGGCUACCUUCGACGCUCAGUACCGAUGGGAAUAAGAACAAAAUGACUACCAACAUACAGGUGACGAGUGAGUAUACGGCGGCGACACCACCAACCGUUACGCACGGCAAACCUCGACCCGAUGAUAGUGCGGAUUACGAUGACAGCAGUGAGGAGGAAUCGGAAGAGGAUUACUUCGACGGUUUUGGAGGUUUCGGUGAAGUAGACGACGAGGACGAUGAUGAGGAGGAGGAUGAGGAUGACUCGAAUGAUGAGCAGUACGGUGAUGGUAGCAAUGGACCGGUCCGUCCUAACCGUCAGACAGCGCUCACUAAUGAUAAGGAUUACGAGGACGUCGGUACACACGUGGAACGUCCAGUGCGCAUUAAGCGUGUGAAGAGACGGCGCAGAAAAAAGCGCCCCGCAGUUAGUUACGAAAGUACCUCAGAGUACAGUGAUGAAGAUAGCUCCGACGAGGUGGAAGACGAAUACGACGACAGGAAUGAAUCGAACGGUGAGGAGGAGGAGGACGACGAUGACUACGAUUCUGGUGAGGCGCCAGAGGAUGCGGAAGGAUUCUUUAGCCGUAUGUUUUCCACGUUCGGACGGUUCGUGCGGUCGCUUGGGUUUGGGGCAGCGGCACGCGGCACACCUAACGACUAUGAUGACUACGAUGGUGGGAAUGCGCGCAGUACGACACCGCGCGUACAGAGUGUACGGAGACGUCCCACGCGCAGCACUUCGGGCGAUGCCUCACCGGUGACACCUAACCGUCAAACAAUGCUAGCGCCUGAGGGUAGUCCCAUCAAUUGGUUCGGUAUGCCGGGAGCUUAUCUUUUGAACGACAUCGAGGAGGAGGCUGCCGUGGAUCAGCUCGUUCCACCGGUGGAAUUUCCUGCGGUAACUGCACCGUCCACCUCCACCACCAAUGCCGGGUGGUUUGAACUGAUGAUGCCUUGGGAUUUUUUCAACCCGUGGACAUCGGUUGAAUCGUCCGGGGAUGUAGACGAACAGGAACUUCCCGCAACGGUACAACCUGUUACAGUAUUGCCCCAAAUAGAGCAGCAAGCCACACCGACAGCAUCCUCCCCAAUGUCAGGCUGGUUGUCACAGUUUUUCGUUGGGAGUACCACUAGGCCACCAACUUCAACUACUGCGUUACCCAAACCAGACCAACUGCUCUCAGCAUUAGCACAAUAUGUCGCACAAACUGCAUCAAUCAAACGUCCGACAGAGGCGGGAUUGGUGCACACAACCAAACAUCCAACACGACCGGUGUCCUACACAAACUACCAACUAUGGCGCAUUUUCAUACACACCGAGAAUCAUUUACAGCGGCUGGAAGAAUAUCGUCAGUCACCGGACGGAAUACGGCUUCAGUGGUGGAGCAGUCCAUCACUGGUGCGCCCGACAGACGUAUUGGUACCACCUACGGGAGUACAGGCCGAUUCCUUACGCGAGUUUCUGGAAGAGGAAGGACUGCGGUACGAAACCACCAUACGCGAUGUAGGACAGGCGAUUGCAUACGAAAACCCGCGCCUAACACGUCGCGAGCAGAUGGAGAUGGAACUACUGCACGGCCAUCCUCUCACCUGGUAUCGGUACCAUCGGUAUGGAGAUAUUGUGAAGUUUGUCCACUACCUGCAGCGACGAUAUCCUCAGCAUGUACAGCUGCUACAUAUAGGUCGCUCGUACGAAGGUCGACCCGUGACGGUGGUGCGCGUAUCAUACGCCACACAGCAACCUAAACGCUCGCGCAAACCGUCCAAGAAAAGACCGGCCGUGUUUGUGGAGGCUGGUGCACACGGUCACGAGUGGAUAGGACCUGCCGUUGCCACCUGGCUGCUGAACCGGCUGCUUGAGCUGCCUGACACGUUGCAUGGCAACAGUACACCGCCCACAGAGUCCGUUGACCUGAAGACGGUACAAUCCUACGAUUGGUAUGUAUUGCCGGUACUUAACCCGGAUGGGUAUGAGUACAGUCACAGGCGCGAUCGGUUGUGGUCUAAGAAUCGUUCAAACCAAACGCAACAUACACCGUCCGGAGUUGGACAGGCGAUCCUAUCAAGCGCGAUCAACUGGUGGAAUGCUCACAAACCUCAACUUACAGAGGACGCAUAUCCGGAGGAGACUUGCUACGGUGUUAACCUAAAUCGCAACUGGGCGUACCAUUGGCAGCAAGCAUCUGACCCGAUGUACCGGAAUCCGUGUAGUGACAGUUACGCUGGUACCGAACCAUUUUCCGAACCGGAAACACGUGCAUUGCGUGAUUUUCUUCUAACAAGACGUCGCAAUGUACGGCUGUACCUAUCACUGCAGGCGUACGGACAGGUGUUAACAUAUCCCGAUACGGAUAGCAUUACAACGCGCGACAAGGAACGAUACGGGCCGGAAGCUUUCGGUGACGUGCACGAAAUGGCAUCGGUCGGAUUGGAAGCGAUGCGUGGUGAGGUUGGUGAGUUUCUGUACAACCUCGAGCCGGAAGCUGGCCCGCUUACGUACGGCACUGCGACUGGUUAUGCGCGGCACGGUGCAGGUAUACGGUACAGCUACACCUUAAGGCUACCGGAUAAAGGGACGCACGGUUUGUUACUGCCUCCCUCGAGCAUCGUGCCGAUCGGCCGUGACGUGUUUGAGCUGCUAAAAGGUAUGAUUGAAUAUAGCUAAGAGUCCGGAUAAGAGAUAGUAACAACUUCCAGCAGGAGAGGCUUAUUUUAAUUGUUUCUAAAUAAAAGUAAAGAACCGUUUUUUUUACCACGUUUCAUCGCGAUCAAACACGCGUCGAUCGUUAGGUAGUUUGACGUAUAGAUGGCGCUCGCAACAAUGAGGAGAAAAUGAAACGCGCAACGCACAUUAAAACAAAACAAACUGUUACAUUUAAUGUAAGGGUAGAAUAAAGAAGAAGCGUGAGUUUUAAGUAGACACUAACUAUGGCCGCUGCUUUUGCUAGUUUAUAGGUGCAACUCUAUUACUUUCACCGCUUAUCGAAAGCAUGCAUCAGCAGAAAGAGAAUCCUUUAGUUCCCAUAGUAGCGUAAAGAAUGGAUGAUUUUAAUGAAAACAUUUAAGACUAAUUAAAACAUUUCCCUUACUUUUACAUGUUGUUACAUCCAUGCUGUCUUAAUAUAAUAUCACACACAGAAAUUUCGUAGAAAAAAAAUACCCCGUAAAACGAAAACACCUGACUCAUCCUCACGCUUUCCCUUCGUUCCGAGCUAAACGAUUGAUUUAGGUAUAUGGGUCUGACUUCCCGCUUUUAUCCUUUUUGCUACUGUCUGCCCCUACACUACCGUGUCGGUACAAUUUGGUGGAACAACACAACAACUUUUUGGGCAGUCGCGUGCCGUAGGUCCAUUCAAUUUGUGGCCAAAGGCAACUAAAAUACAAAAAAAAGACCGAAGCGAACACAACUUCUGAAGAGUUCAGGUCUGCCACAAGUCCCUGAGAAUGCCGGCUUGCGGUAUAUGGUCGGUACCUAAUGUAGACCUUUGCCGCUUCUAGCAUUCUGGAACUCCAUUAUAGUUAUUAAUACCAUUAGAAGUUAACUACCUGUGCGACCGCCCGCCCGUUCCUUCUUGCUCGCUGUUUUAUGUUUGUACUUCUGUUGUGUAGGUGGAAGGAGAAUGAGUGGUGGAGAAGUGGAGAAAUUUUAAGCUCCAAAUAUACCGCGUGGCGGUGUGUAUCACUCGGUAUGAUUGAUUGUAAGUUCAAAGUCAACCACAUGCGCUAGUGUAAGUUAGUAAACAACUAUGACAACUAAUAAUGCGGUAUAGCGUACAGUGUGUGGCGCUUCUUUUUUGUGGAAGUUAACACAGUCAUACCAAAAAUAGGAAUUCCAAAUAAUAUAGUCAUUUAGUAUCAAAUUGCAAUUACAUUUAUAUAUCAUCCUGUUUUAUUGACUUCUAUCGUUACAUCUACAAUAUUACAACACUACACUUCACUGUACCGCAUUAUAUCGUCAUGUCCGUUACCUCACCCCAGCGCUGUAACCAAUCAUCGACCCAUUUUCGCACUUCUGCAACAUUUCUAAACCGUAUUUCCCCCCGGUAAGGGGGUGUACCGCAUCGAUUCGAGCUGGUGGUAAUAGGGCACUACUUCCGGUGUAUGUGCUGAUGUGCGAAAGGAUUUACCCGCCAAGGUUGUAGCAGUGUUUCCUUCACCGUAGUACCCAACUGGUUGAAAAAUGUUUCCCAAUCUUUACGUUGGUUUUUACAUCAAGAUUUAAAUUGAAUGAGAGAGUGAGUGAGAGAGUGAGUGAGAGAAAACUUGGCGACAAUUCCCGACAUGGAAGCAUAACAAAUUGGAAACUAUUGCGAACUAUUU